This is a messenger RNA of Seminavis robusta, 975 nucleotides long. The record is from the annotation of a GenBank genome assembly. NCBI's taxonomy places the organism in Eukaryota, Bacillariophyta, Bacillariophyceae, Naviculales, Naviculaceae.
AUGAUGUUCCGCCAUUGGCGUGCAGCGGCCAUCGAUCAUCAGGGCCAUCCUUCCAAACAACAAGUGACAAAAAUGACAAGGAAUCCGAUGAAGGAGUUUGCCAAGAAGGUCUCCAUGGCCUCUUGUAGCCUUUUUCUGUUGAUGCUACCGAGAUCGUACGGCCUGGUACCAUUGGAUCCAAGGUGCUCUUCUUGUGGAUCGUCUUCCUUUCAUCGCCUGCAAAAACAAAGUUUCCACAGCUUCCUGGGGAGUUCUUUGGAUCCAAGCGACGUGGAGGUAGAAGAAGAUGAUAAUGAUCAGUGGAUCGAAGCGCAAAUAGCCGAAGUGAUUCAGGAUGAUGAUGAUUUGGAAGAAGAACUUAAUUGGAUCCCAGACAGAGAGAAGGCAAAUCGUAUGAAAAUGCAACAAGAUAUCUACCAUUCAAGACCACAACCUGAGCCUAUCUCAUCCAUGCCUACAUCAACCGAUUCUUCAGACGACAAUGACAACAAUCAAUCUGAUAAGCAAAAGGCUUCUCCAUAUACCGAGGAAGAAGAAGAGUUGAUUCAGUCCAUGGGUGGCAAGACUAGUGCAGACACCAGCAAACGAGAGCCAGGCUUCUUAGGUGAUUCUACCUUGGAGGAAAUUGCGACCGACUAUUCAGUCCCUGUAUGCUAUCUUGCAGAUGUUCUUUGCAUGUGGGGAGUGCCCGUCCCAAUUAGUGUUCAGGAUCGAUUGGGAGAUUUGGCCACGGGAGAACAAGCCUUUGCCAUUCUAGAAGCCAUCAAUUCGCUCGAUGUCGCCGCUCUACAUGACAGAUAUUCCAACCAAAGUUUACUGAAUUUGUGCAAUGACUGGGAAAUUGAUAUUACUGAAGCCUUUGAAAUGGCAAUGAAGGAAGGCUGGAGUCUACCGUUUGGGGUACAAACGGUACUCAGAGUAGAGCAGGAAGAUGAACUGCUUCGAGUGCUCGGGGGUUACUAUCCGGCAGAAUAA